ACCGAGAGCACAUGUGUGCAGCCCUGGGCCCCGGUCUCGUCCCGCUGCCCUGACGUCUGCCUGAGCCUGUAUUGCCUUGCCAGGAUGCUGCUCCCUCUGCUGAUCCUCCCCUGGGCAUGGGGGGCCCUGGCUGCCUCCCCUCCUGUCCCCCCAGGGUCUCUCACUCUCCGGCUGCUCCAAACCAUCAUCUUCCACAACACCAGCUCCACGGACAUGGCGGGGACGGCCCUGCUGGGCGACCUGGAGACCCACUCCCUGGACUGCAGGCCCUGCAAGGUCCGUUUCCUGCAGCCCUGGGCCCAGCAGGGCCUGACCCCGAAGGAGUGGCAGGACCUGGAGGAGUUGAUCUAUCGCUACCUGUCUGACUUCAUCCGUCUGAUGAAGGAACUGGUUGAGGAGGAAGGAGAGGGCUACCCCUUUGUUACCCAGUUCUCCAUCGGCUGCGAGCUCCACCCCAACGGCACCUCGAGGCGAUUCUGUGAUGCUGGGAUGAACGGCGAGGACUUUGUCAGCUUUGACACGGACAGCGGCAAAUGGGUCACUCAGCGGGGGGAUAAACUGACGCUCAAAGCCCUGGAGAGUCUAAACUACAACAGAGUUGUGGCCGUCAUGCUUCAGUUUCUCCUGAGAACGACAUGUGUCAAUCAGCUCAAAAGCUUUGUCCAGCACGGGAAUGAGUCUCUGGCGAGGCAAGAGAAGCCGGUCGCCGUGGUGUUUGCCCGAGUGCCUCCCCCAGCCGGGACCCCCGCGCCGGUACUACUGGUUUGCCGGGUCACCGGUUUCUACCCCCGGCCCGUCCGCGUGGCCUGGCUGCAGGACGGGGAGGAGGUGGCGCCGGGCGGGCGGCUGAACUCCAGUGGGAUCCUGCCCAACGCGGACCUGACCUACCAGCUGCGCAGCUCCCUGGCCGUGGAGCCGGGCGCCGGGCACAGCUACGCCUGCCGGGUGCAGCACAGCAGCCUGGGGGGCCAGAGCCUGCUGAUCCCCUGGGAGCAGAGCAGGCCCUGGGGCCCCGGCCUGGCCGUGGGCAUCACCCUGGGGGUUCUGGCCGUAGCCGCCGUGGCCGCGGUGCUGAGGUGGAGCAGACGCAGGGGCUACCAGGACGUUAGACAUAGGGAGUCCAGUCUCUGAAGGGGCGGCACCGGCCCAGGCAUGGGGAUCGGCCCCUCCCUGCGGACAUGGACCUUGGGGCUGGAUGUGUUCCUGGCUCCAGAACUCAGGGCCCAAGGACAGGACUGGAUCAAGGCGCUGGGAGAUCGGGGCCCUGUGUGGGGGGUGGGAUUCUCCUCCCUCUAGGACAUUCAGGGACAUUUGAAGGACUGUGGAAUCGCUGGAUUUCAGGAUCUGCAGGGAGCCGGCACUGGCCUCUUCCAUUCAAUAAACCCUUCUGGGAGGGGCUACCAGGUGGACCCCACGGG
This is a messenger RNA of Gopherus flavomarginatus (Mexican gopher tortoise), 1418 nucleotides long. Its product is annotated as antigen-presenting glycoprotein CD1d-like. Gene Ontology annotation, molecular function: exogenous lipid antigen binding; lipopeptide binding; endogenous lipid antigen binding. The record is from RefSeq and is a predicted model, not a curated record. Bases 85 to 1131 code for a protein of 348 amino acids. Gene Ontology annotation, biological process: immune response; antigen processing and presentation, exogenous lipid antigen via MHC class Ib; positive regulation of T cell mediated cytotoxicity. Gene Ontology annotation, cellular component: external side of plasma membrane. Lineage: Eukaryota; Metazoa; Chordata; Testudines; Testudinidae. The transcript has 6 exons.